Messenger RNA from Prunus mume (Japanese apricot), 516 nucleotides. NCBI's taxonomy places the organism in Eukaryota, Viridiplantae, Streptophyta, Magnoliopsida, Rosales, Rosaceae. The record is from RefSeq and is a predicted model, not a curated record.
AUGACCAAGUUAUGCGAGAAGUAUAGGUUUCAACACUCGUUUUUUGCGAGUUACAAUCCGUCAUCAAACGGUCAAGUUAAAGCUCUCAAUAAGAUAUUGUGCAAUAUCCUAAAGGAGAUGGUCUCAGGAAAUAAAAGAGACGGGCAUGAAUGCCUCCCUGAAGCAUUAUGGGCUUAUAGGAUGACCAUACGCAACUCAACAGGAUGUACACUGUACAAUUUGGUGUUUGGCUCCAAGGCUAUUCUACAGAUAAAAGUCCAAUUGCCAUCGUUAAGGAUAGCUUUACAACUAACAAACUCUGAUGAAAAUGCAAAUGUGAGACUGGCCGAACUGGAAGCUGUAGAUGAGAAAAAACUGGCAGCUCAACAAAGGCUCAAAAUAUAUCAAGCUCAAGUUGCAAGGGCAUUCGACAUAAAAGUUAAGUUCAUAUCUUUCUCAAUUGUAGAUUUGGUUUUCAUUGUCCGAAGACCCUUUGUCAUUACCCGGAAAAUGCAUGGUAAAUUUGAACCCAAGUGA